This is a messenger RNA of Engraulis encrasicolus (European anchovy), 1424 nucleotides long. It is a transcript of the gene rhbdl3, whose product is annotated as rhomboid, veinlet-like 3 (Drosophila). Gene Ontology annotation, cellular component: membrane. Gene Ontology annotation, molecular function: serine-type endopeptidase activity. The transcript has 7 exons. Bases 88 to 1068 code for a protein of 326 amino acids. NCBI's taxonomy places the organism in Eukaryota, Metazoa, Chordata, Actinopteri, Clupeiformes, Engraulidae. The record is from RefSeq and is a predicted model, not a curated record.
CCAGAGAGUUCGGGCUUCAUCAGUACCGAACGCUUCCGGGACCUGCUGGCGGCGCACGGCUCCGAGCUGGACCCCCACAAGCUGGAGAUGCUGCUGGCCCUGGCCGACGCCAACGGCAAGAUCUGCUACCAAGACUUUGCCAACCUGAUGAGCAGCAAGCGCUCCAACAGUUUCCGUCGGGCGAUCCUGCAGGGCAGCCGUCAGCUGAAGGGGGCCUCGCUGCGGGAGGAGGUGGGCCUGGGCCUGUCGCAGCGCCUGGUGCGCCACAUCGCCUACGAGACGCUGCCCCGCGAGGUCGACCGCAAGUGGUACUUCGACAGCUACACCUGUUGCCCGCCGCCCUGGCUCAUACUCACCAUCACCAUAGCUGAGAUGGCGGUGUUCAUGUAUUAUGGUCUGCAGCUGGACCGGUGGGUGCUGCAGGUGUCUUCUCCGGGCUUCCUGAGGGGGCCGAUGCCCUACCACCCGCGGCUACGGGCGCAGGCCUGGCGCUUCCUCACCUACGUCUUCAUGCACACGGGGGUCGAGCACCUGGGUCUGAACAUGGCCAUGCAGCUGCUGGUGGGAGUGCCCCUGGAGAUGGUGCACGGAGCGCUCAGGAUAGGCCUCGUCUACGUCUGUGGCGUACUGGCAGGGUCUUUAGCGGUGUCCGUGACAGACAUGACAGCGCCCGUCGUGGGCUCAUCGGGAGGAGUGUACGCUCUGGUGUCUGCGCACCUUGCUAACGUUGUCAUGAACUGGUCAGGUAUGCAGUGCCAGUUCAAGCUCUUCCGCAUGGCCAUGGCCCUGGUGUGCAUGAGCGUGGAGUUCGGCCGCGCCGUAUGGCUGCGCUUCUACCCGCCGGCCUUCCCGCCGUGCCCCAACCCCAGCUUCGUGGCCCACCUGGGGGGCGUGGCGGUGGGCCUCACCCUGGGCGUGGUGGUUCUGCAGAACUACGAGCAGCGCCUCCAGGAGCAGUCGCUCUUCUGGAUCUUCUUCUGCGUCUACGCGCUCUUCGUCACCUGCGGAGUCUUCUGGAACGUCUUUGCCUACGGACUGCUCGACGUCAAGCUACCUCCUAUGCCAUGAAAACAUUACGUGUUUCGCUCACGUUGGGUUUUUGUUUUGUUUUGUUUUUGCGCGUGGCUGUAACUGUAACUUGACGUCAAGCUACCUCCUCCUCCACCGUAAAAAUGUGCGUUCCUCACUUUUUUGUGAGUGGAUUUAACUGUAAUUGAGGUCAUCUUGCGUAGUCCAGACCGGGACGCGAACCCACGAGCUCACAGCAAACUCUGGCAUAGGAGGCUGGUGCGCCAACAAGCGAGCUAAAGAACUGGCCACUAGCGCUUUCAGCAUGUCUGCAUGAGACGUUUGAAUGGAGUUACUAACGUUCUCUGCUUGCUGGCAUUGCUUCCACAGACAAGACUGACUGUUGUGGACAUACA